Messenger RNA from Plasmodium gallinaceum, 429 nucleotides. RefSeq names its product ubiquitin-conjugating enzyme E2, putative. NCBI's taxonomy places the organism in Eukaryota, Apicomplexa, Aconoidasida, Haemosporida, Plasmodiidae. The coding region runs from base 1 to 429 and encodes 142 amino acids. The record is from RefSeq and is a predicted model, not a curated record. The transcript is spliced from 3 exons.
AUGAGUGAGGUAAUUGUUCCAAGAAGUUUUCGUUUAUUAGAUGAAUUAGAAAGAGGACAAAAAGGAAAUGUAAGUGAGGGUGUAUCAUUUGGUUUAGAAAAUGCUGAUGAUAUAACACUUUCAAAUUGGUCAUGUACCAUUUUUGGACAACCUGGAACUGUAUUUGAAAAUAGAAUUUACUCUUUAACUAUUUUUUGUGAUGAUAAUUAUCCUGAUGCACCACCAACCGUGAAAUUUGAUACAAAAAUUGAAAUGACAUGUGUAGAUAACAACGGAAGGGUUAUUAAAAAUAAUUUACCUAUAUUAAAAAAUUGGAAUCGUAAUUACACUAUAGAAACAAUUUUAAUUUCUUUAAGACAAGAAAUGUUAUCAAGUGCAAAUAAAAGACUACCACAACCAAAUGAGGGAGAAAUGUAUCCGCAUUAUUAA